GGAGGCAGGCUUUUUCUUCCGCCCCCUAGCUGUGAUUGGCUCCGAGCAGGCCCAUUCCCGCCCCUUCAUGACUGACAGCCAGCAGAGCCCUUACCGCUCUCCCCGCCCCGAGGCGCGCGGCCCGGGCUGUCCCAGACCUCGUAGACCGUUAGCUCGGGGCCCCGGAGGCUACGGCUGAGUUUUCUGGGCUGUGGCCGAACGCUGUGGGAGUCAGCCGGGAUGGAGACGAUGCGAGCGCAGCGACUGCAGCCCGGAGUGGGCGGCGGCGGCGGGAUGGGCACUCUGCGAGCUCUGCGGCCCGGAGUGACCGGGGCCACCGCCGCCGCCAGCCCUCCAGGAGGCCCCCCGCCGGCCCCCCCGCCGCCGGCCCCCCCGCCGCCGCCUCUGCUGCUGUCCGGGGCCGCGGGGCUCCCGCUGCCCCCCGGCGCCGCGGGAAGCCCCGCCGUGCUGCGCGAGGCCGUGGAGGCCGUGGUGAGGAGCUUCGCCAAGCACACCCAGGGCUACGGCCGAGUGAAUGUGGUAGAGGCUCUGCAGGAAUUUUGGCAGAUGAAGCAGUCCCGUGGAGCUGACCUGAAGAAUGGGGCUCUGGUGGUUUAUGAGAUGGUACCCUCCAACAGCCCCCCGUAUGUCUGUUAUGUCACUCUGCCUGGAGGAAGUUGCUUUGGUAGUUUCCAGUUUUGCCCAACAAAAGCUGAGGCCCGUCGGAGUGCUGCAAAGAUUGCACUAAUGAAUUCUGUGUUUAACGAACAUCCCUCCCGAAGAAUCACAGAUGACUUCAUUGAGAAGAGUGUCUCGGAGGCCUUGGCAUCUUUCAAUGGCAACAGGGAAGAGGCUGACAACCCUAACACAGGGAUUGGUGCCUUCCGCUUCAUGCUGGAGUCCAACAAGGGCAAGUCUAUGCUGGAAUUCCAGGAACUGAUGACAGUUUUCCAACUAUUGCAUUGGAAUGGCAGCCUGAAGGCCAUGAGGGAGAGACAGUGUUCUCGACAGGAGGUGCUGGCUCACUACUCACACAGAGCCCUGGAUGAUGAUAUUCGCCACCAGAUGGCGCUGGACUGGGUAAGCCGGGAGCAAGGUGUGCCAGGAGCACUUUCCAGAGAGUUGGCAUCCACCGAGAGGGAACUGGACGAGGCUCGGCUGGCUGGCAAAGAGCUGCGCUUCCACAAGGAGAAAAAGGACAUUCUCAUGCUAGCCGCUGGGCAGCUGGGCACCAUGCACUCUUCUAAUUGCUAGACGCUCCCACCCCUACCACACCUAUCCAAGCCUCUGUUUGCACAUCUGUUUUCUAGGACUUGGAAAGAUUUCUGUACAGACUUACUCAUUUUUCCUAUCUGUCUAGGAAAACCAUUUUCUCCUUUCCUGGUCUUUUCUACAAUUGUUUCAUUUGAAACAUUCCCCACUCUACGUGGAGGCGUCUAGGGGCUACCUAUGGACAUUCAUGGACUCUCAUACUACCAAGUUCUCAAGUUUACUGAAGAGAAGCUCUUUAAGAGCACAAGGUGUUUCUUGAGCUUCUGGUUGGCUUGUUAGGUAGGGAGACCUCCGUCUGCCCUGGAAAAACACAGCCAACUUGAGUAAGAGCUUUGAGCCCAAGCUCUCUGUCUUCUUGCCACAGCUCCAAUUCCUACUUCUCCUUUGAAUUAAACAGGGUACAUAAGAGUAUGAAGCUUCAGGCUUUGGAUUGCCUUGAAUAGGACCUCUUCAAGACCAAGUUAUUCCUAUCACAUCCUGCCAUGCCACUUUAGUCUAAGGUCCCCUCACAUUCUAGCUCAGGGCAGGGAUGCCUAACAUCUUACACUUAGUUGCCCCCUGAGAAGCUGGUGGGAAAAAGGCCAGGGGAGAUGAAGAGCGAUCCUAAGUAUAACUUAGGGGUCUUCACCAAUCAAAAUGCUACCACGAUGUAUCUGUACUAUUCCAACAACCCAGAUUUUUUGAUAUAGUUCACACUACAGAGCUGGGUGGUGGGUUCUGACAUUUCUGUUUCUCUUCCUCUCCCUCCCCUUUCCCUUUUGUUUUACAACCACUGUUGGUUUAAGGCCUUUUUUGCUCCCUGGAGACAAUAUAACCUGUAUGUUGAAUGAAACUCAUACCUAUGAUAUAUAUAUAUAUAUUCCUCCCAUCACUUUGCUCCUUAGAAAGGAUAUGUUUUUACCUGUGGAAGACUUUUCUUCUUCCCCUAAAUAGUUGCUGUUUUACCUACUGACAGAAGCUACUGACCAGUUAUUAUAGUAGUAGUAGUUGCACACAUUUAUAUGAUGCUUUAAAGUUUAUAAAGCAUUUUCCUUACAACCCUUUAAGGUAGGUAGCAUAGGUAGUAUUAUCACCAUUUUUUUUUGAAUGAAGAAACUGAGGCUCAAAGUUGGAGCUGGAAUUGGAACCCAUGUCUGAAGUCCAGGACUGUUGCCUCUACAUCAUAUUGUCUCUUAUCAGGACUCAGAUUGCUUUCUCUUCCUCUCAGUUAACCCAUGAACGAGUUGUUCAGUAAACAGGACUGGACACUGACCUGGCUGGAUUUCCUUUCUGGAAUGUUUGGGGAAGAAAUUCAGCACCAGCUGCCUGUCUCUAAAAUUCUAAUUUUGUUUCUUUUCACUAGGGAGUGAGUUCCCCUACCUCAUUCUCUCUUGAGGAAGUAUAGGAGGGAUUUUCUGAAACAGCACUAAAGAAUUAUCCUUGUGGUAUGGAAGUUUCUCUGAGAUAUAUUUCUGGUUUGCUUCUACAACUUCCUUUACACUACUAUGUAUCACUUUGAAUGCACUUUCUAAACUGGGCUUGGGGAAUCAUCUUGUUUUUGCAGCUGUUUUCUGUGAUUUGUUGAUGCUCAUUUAAUCUUUGCUCAGUCAUAAUCUUCACUUUUAGAAAAAUUCCUUCUUCCUCCUUCAGGUGGGAUGAGCAUCUCUUUUUAUUUGGAAGCUAUCUAAGAAACCACUACAUAUGGGCUCAAAGGUACAGGUGAUAGUCACAACUUCACUACUACCUAGAAUGGGCUCUCCCUCACUCUUCCCCCAAACAAGGACAGAUUGUAAAGAGCUCCUACUCUGGGUUAGGUUAGAGGUGUGAUUGCCUCUAGUUGUUUCAUUUGGUAUUUGAAACCCCAAAUCACUUGCCCCCUCAUCAGGGUGCCUCUUUUCUCCUUGUUCCUUUCUCCCUGGGAAAGAAUGGGGGGGCUGGUUCCUGGAUCUGCUACAAACUGGUAGUCUUUGUCUCAUUUUCUAGUUAGAUCCUAGUGAGGUUGAGACAGUGCUCAUGCUGCCCAUCUUCAGUUUUAUGUGUCAUAACUUUUACUACUUUCUAUGUAUUUUGUAUGCACACUUUUAUACAAUUAAAAAUCAAUUUUCU
Dromiciops gliroides (monito del monte) is the source of this 3336-nucleotide messenger RNA. RefSeq names its product limb and CNS expressed 1 like (gene LIX1L). Bases 220 to 1233 code for a protein of 337 amino acids. The record is from RefSeq and is a predicted model, not a curated record. Gene Ontology annotation, cellular component: cytoplasm. Gene Ontology annotation, biological process: autophagosome maturation. Lineage: Eukaryota; Metazoa; Chordata; Mammalia; Microbiotheria; Microbiotheriidae. The transcript has 6 exons.